AUGACCACCAACGAAACGCCAAUCCUUCAUACAGCGUUGAAGAUCCAGACUGCUGUAGCUCAACCGGACAUACACUCACUACAAUGGGGUGGUGACGGACAAUUACUCUUUCUCACAAAAACAUCUAUAUAUAUUCUGACCCCUGACUUAGGUGUCAAUUUCGACCCCUCUUCUGCCUUCAAGGCGCCUCAGAUCAAAAACACUGAAUGCGCCAAACCGCUGGGGUGGCACAAAACAAUAAUCAAACAUGAUAAAAACAUUGUUUCCCAAUGGUCAGCGGAAUCUCAAGAAUGGGGAGCCGUGGCAUUAGGAUCGCUGGAUCUUUCCCUACGAACUGUCAGCGUGUCUCCUAGUAAUCUUACGGCUGAUGCAGGUUGUGUCUUAGCCGUGGUCACGACCAAUCUAGAGCUCUCCAUAUGGAGUGCUGUAAAAAACCAUCUUACAGGACAAUGGGCAAAGAUCGCAGACGUGACCCCGUUUCUCAUGACAAUCACCAGUCAAUCGGGCUCGGAUAUGCAGCGGACUCUUGAGGCACAGACGACAUCUGCCGCUUGGUCUGGCCAGCCGGACUUCGGUAUCGUACCAGCGCCACAAUGUGAUGGGUCUCUUUUGGCGGUGGGCACGCGGGCAGGAACUCUCAUCCUCCUCAGGUUUGAUAGAGACGCAGAUAGUCACUUCGAGCACAUUGCGUCCAUCUCAAUCACGGAGCGCUGGAUUACCAGUGUGGCCUGGACGCCAUGGAGACUAUCGGAUACCGGAGAAUGCACGGGGACCCUAGCUUGUGCGGUCUCUGACGGAUCAAUCAGACUUCUCGAAGUGAAGCAGACCCUUGAGCAAGCAACGACCUCGGCCCAGUCACAUCGACUGGAGAUCGCUACUGCUGUUCUCGACGACUGUCCCAGUCAUCCUGACAAAAGGAGCAUUACAGGAAUAUCGUGGGUGCAGGUGGCAUCUGGCAACGCGAUCCUCGUACACGCUAAACCCGGAAUCGUCCACCUAUGGUCUCCUGAGGAUGGUCCUGGAGCUUGGUCUGGCUCCCGAGAGUUUGUGCUUCGCACUCAAAAGGUUUCCGCAAGUACUUCUCCUUUUUACCCCAUCACAGGCAUCGAAUAUGUCGAAGGGCGCGAUUUGUUGUUACUAUCACUAUUCGACGGCACAUUUCACGUCAUUCACCACGUCUCACUUGAGCCAACUAUGACUCCGGACGAAACCGAGUUUACGUCCGAACACAUGUCUUCUCUUGCUCGCGCAACAUUUACUCGGACAGAAGGAGGUGCAGUCACAAAGGCAGAUAUGAACAGGAUCAGUGGCAUAGUUUCUUACGACGGAUUGUCUGCAGUAGGAUGGGUUCACGAUGCAUGUUGCCCAUCGGAUUUUAGCUUUAAACACGAAGCAAAAAUGCAGACCACGUUCGUUGUGGCGGAGAUAUGGUCGGAGCCCACUGACGAGCGGAUUAUGGACGGGCUGAGGAAGACUUUGCUUAACUCGAAGGCUGCUGCUGGUCGGGCUCCCAUCGACUUGCUGCGUGCUACGUUCUUCAACUUGACGAGACCAGGGAAAUUGAACGCCUUACAUCACCGUAUCCUCAAGGCUCUAGAAGUUCCUCCAGAAGAUGAUGGGUUGUCGUUGGUCGUGCAGCCGUGGUCAGACGAUCUCACACCACACAUUCGCUCGCAUUUUCGACGCAACUUGGAGGAACAUUUGUUUGGCUCUGAUAGCCUCUUAUCUCUUCGUCUUAGGCUUGCCUUGGCCGACUUCUCCUGGAAAUACGCAGCAAAUGCGCAAGCGCAAGCGGAGUGUGGCGCGGUGGCCCAGACACUGCUUAAUACCAUCUCGCAUCGCGUACUACGGACACUUCUAAAGCACUUGACUGCAGUGGCCGGCCUUGUUUCUCAUAGCGAUGUUCCUUUCGUCCUGCGUGUGGUCGUACAAUCAUUGCUCCCAGGAACACCACCCUCUCUGUCGGCGAUGGCUCAAGAACUUUCCACUCUUGUUUCGACCUCUGUACCAGAACUGGCCGCAGAGACACAAGAUCCGAGCAUGGGACUCCAAGAAAAUUGCCCCGCUUGUGGAGCCCGUGUUCCGCUAGAGGACAUCACCAGCGCGGUCUGCCCCAAUGGUCACACAUGGUCUCGAUGCUCCAUCACCUCGUUCAUACUGUCGACGCCCAUGGUCCGGACGUGUAUCGGCUGCACCCGCAAAGCAUUCCUCCCACCCUUGAUCUCCUCCGGGCACGCCGACCCUGUCACGUCCGAAGUAACACCUUGGUUGCCAGACGCUGCAAGGGGCUGGGUGGUAGAAGAGUUGUUGAAAGCUGUUCGUCGAUGCCUAUUUUGUGGCAAUCGAUUCGUGAGCGUGGUUUAG
Molecule: messenger RNA, 2364 nt
Organism: Stereum hirsutum FP-91666 SS1
Lineage: Eukaryota; Fungi; Basidiomycota; Agaricomycetes; Russulales; Stereaceae
Exons: 14
Coding region: 1-2364 (787 amino acids)
Biological process (GO): transcription initiation at RNA polymerase III promoter
Cellular component (GO): transcription factor TFIIIC complex
Molecular function (GO): protein binding; histone acetyltransferase activity
Source: RefSeq, a predicted model, not a curated record